Molecule: messenger RNA, 2576 nt
Organism: Castor canadensis (American beaver)
Lineage: Eukaryota; Metazoa; Chordata; Mammalia; Rodentia; Castoridae
Source: RefSeq, a predicted model, not a curated record
UGUCCAGCGGAAUUUGAGUUCUGCGGGGAAGUCCCUGAAGGUCCAUGUGAGGAGAAGCCAGAACUUCCAUAUUCCAAGGACUGGUGAUUUGAGAAGAAAUAUGGCAUUCCAGGAGUGGAUAUCAUUUGAGGAUGUGGUUGUGGACUUUACCUGGGAGGAGUGGCAAGACCUGGAUGGUGCUCAGAGGACCCUGUACAGGGAGGUGAUGCUGGAGACCUAUAGCAACCUGGUGUCCUUGGGGCAAUGUGUCACCAAACCUGAACUGAUCUUCAAACUGGAGCAAGAAUCAGAAAUGUGGAUGGGAAAAGAACCCCCAAACCAGAGCCCACCAGAUGUGCAGAAAGUGGAUGUAAUAAUUGAGACCCAUGAGGAAAGUCGACAUGGACAUUUGAGGCAAGCUGUAAUUAGAAAGAACACACCAACUAAGGAGAGAGUUAUAUUAGGACAUACCUUUCAUUUGAGUUCCAACCAUAUUUCAAAUUUGAUUGUAAAGAAUACAUGCUCUUUAGAAGUGAAGCCCAAGGGGUUGAAUGUAUGUCAGGACAUGCAUCUUCCUAGUAGGCCUGAGGGGGUGUAUGCUGGAGAGAAACACUAUCAGUUUAAUCAGUAUGGAAAAUACUUUGUGCAGAAGUCACACCUCACCAAGUGUGAGAUAAUUCACAUAGGGGAACACCGCUAUCAGUGUAAUCAAUGUGGAAAAAUGUUUGGCCAGAAGUCACAUCUUACUUACCAUGAGAUGACUCAUACUGGGAAGAAGCCCUAUCAGUGUAAUAAAUGUGGAAGAACCUUUGGCUGGAAGUCACACCUCACCCAGCAUGAGAGAAUUCACACUGGGGAGAAGCCAUAUCAGUGUAAUCAGUGUGGAAAAACCUUUGGCCAGAAGUCACACCUUACUGACCAUGAGAUAAUGCAUAGUGGUGAGAAGCCCUAUCAGUGUAUUCAGUGUGGAAAAACCUUUGGCUUGAAAUCACAACUCAAGCAUGAGAUAAUCCACACUGGGGAGAAGCCCUAUCAGUGUAAUCAAUGUGGAAAAUCCUUUGGCUUAAAGUCAUACCUCACCAUGCAUGGGAGAAUUCACACUGGGGAGAAGCCCUAUAAAUGUAUUCAGUGUGGAAAAUCCUUUGGCUGGAAAUCACAACUCACUAAUCAUGAUAGAAUUCACACUGGCAAUAAGCCCUAUCUGUGUAAUCAGUGUGGAAAAACCUUUGGUUUGAAGUCACAACUCACAAAGCAUGAGAGAAUUCACUCUGGGGAGAAGCCCUAUCAGUGUAGUAAGUGUGAAAAAUCCUUUCGUCAGAAGUCAAGCCUCACUAUACAUGAGAUAAUUCACACUGGGGAAAAGCCCUAUCUGUGUAAUCAGUGUGGAAAAACCUUUGGCCAGAAAUCACACCUCACUGAGCAUGAGAGAAUUCAUACUGGAGAAAAACCCUAUCAGUGUAAUCAGUGUGGAAAAACCUUUGGUUGUAAGGCACAACUCACCAAGCAUGAGAGAAUUCACACUGGAGAGAAGCUCUAUCAGUGUAAUCAAUGUGGGAAAUCCUUUGUCUUGAAGUCAUACCUCACCCAGCAUGAAAAAACUCACACUGGGGAGAAGCCCUAUAAGUGUAAUCAGUGUGGAAAAACCUUUGGCUUGAAGGCAUGCCUCACUAUGCAUGAGAUAACUCACACUGGGGAGAAGUCCUAUCAGUGUAGUCAGUGUGGUAAAACCUUUGGCCGGAAGUCACACCUCACUGUUCAUGAAAUAAUUCACACUGGGGAGAAGCCCUAUCAGUGUAGUCAUUGUGGAAAAUCCUUUAGCCAGAAGUCAGGACUCACUAUACAUGAGAUGAGUCACACUGGGAAAAAGCGCUAUCAAUGUAAUCAGUGUGGAAAAACCUUUGGCCAGAAGUCACACCUUUCUGACCAUGAGAUAAUGCACACUGGGGAGAAGCGCUAUCAGUGUAAUGAAUGUGGGAAAACUUUUAGCCGAAAGUCACUCCUCACUAUACAUGAGACAAUUCACACUGGGGCGAAGCCCUAUCAGUGUAAUCGAUGUGGAAAAAGCUUUGGGCAGAAGUCACAACUCAUUAAGCAUGAGACAAUUCAUACUGGGGAGAAGCCCUAUCAGUGUAACCAAUGUGGGAAAACCUUUGCCUGGAAGUCAUACCUCACUGAGCAUGCUAGAAUUCACACUGGCAAGAAGCCUUAUCAAUGUAAUCAAUGUGGAAAAACCUUUGGCCGGAAGUCACACCUCAACAGGCAUCAGACUACUCACAAGAGAGGAGUCUUUUGAAGGUAGAAAUGCUUCCUCAGAAAUAAAACCUCAGGAAACAUCAGAGAAUGCAUGCUGUGGGAAAAUAUGGCAGAGACUAGGAAUAUGUCCUCCAAGACAGAUUUUCUCAGAUACAGCAAGCUUUUCUCUGCCUCUUCCUGUGGCCAGCAUUUCACAGAUCUCUGUGGAGAUACAGACACAAGUGAUGAACUUUCCUUCCAGGCCUGGAAUGUAACAAUGACCUUGCAGUCCUCCCAGACUUGGGUUGGAGUCCUAGGUGUCUUAAGUCACUGUGAUUUAAGAUAGAAAUAAAGAGAACAGAGAA